Protopterus annectens (West African lungfish) is the source of this 3389-nucleotide messenger RNA. It is a transcript of the gene SHB, whose product is annotated as SH2 domain containing adaptor protein B. NCBI's taxonomy places the organism in Eukaryota, Metazoa, Chordata, Ceratodontiformes, Protopteridae. Bases 379 to 1743 code for a protein of 454 amino acids. The transcript has 6 exons. The record is from RefSeq and is a predicted model, not a curated record. Gene Ontology annotation, molecular function: phosphotyrosine residue binding.
ACACACACUGUCGCACAUGCGCGGUACUGCAUUUAUACGCUAGACCUUUAAUCGAGGAACGUCUACCGGUGGUUAUGAGUCGCCGAAGAAGGAGAAAGAAAGGAGUAUCAAACUAAUAGCAAGUUAAGGUGACGGAGUAAAGAAGCUGUUAAGCUACUGCAGCUGGUACCAAUAUCCUGUACCCUCAGGGGGCUCUGCCUAUCAGGCAUUCCCCUCCCCUUGUGUUUGACAAGGCAAAGGGAAACGACAGAUGGUAUCUAGAUGGACGUGCAGAGAUUUUCAUGGUUUUUAUGUUAAUGACUUUGGAUAUACAAAACUUUUGACCUUUAUUCUUGGUUUCGUAUCUAAUUCAACUAGGAGCUAUUCUUAACAAGCAUAAUGGCUAAAUGGCUUAAUAAGUACUUUAGUCUAGGAAAUAAUAAAACCAAAAGUCCUCCACAGCCUCCCAGACCUGACUAUUACAAGGAUAAGAAAAAUGGCAGUACGGCUAACCACCUGCCUUUCUCUUUCCAAAACAGUUUGAAUGAGGAAAGUGACCUGAUCCGAGAAUACAGGGCCCAGAAGGAGCGAGAUUUUGAGGACCCUUACAAUAAUGGACCUGGUUCAUCCUUGCGCAAACUACGAGCCAUGUGUCAGGAAUAUUACUAUCAAAAUGGAGAAGAAGAUAAGAGGGACAAAGACCGAUCCAAAAGUACCGUGGGCUCUCCCGGGACAGGUUCGCCUUAUUUUCAGAGAAGUAAGAGUGAGAGGAGAGCGGGACCAAACACCCCCGAGAUCAAAUUCAUCUCCCCAACUCAUCACCGUCUUAUCAAGAUCGAGAGCAGUUCCACUGACAACAAGAGCAAUGUUAGUAACAGUCCCAGCACGAAUAAUAAGCAACUCAACAAGUCCGAGGAAAGUCACGCUAAGCAAGAAAAAGUUCCAGUGGCUGACGACUACUCUGAUCCAUUUGAUGCCAAAAGUGAUCUGAAGAACAAAACAGGAAAAGGGGAAAAUAAUGGAUACAUGGAACCUUAUGAGGCACAGAAGUUAAUGGCAGUUCUUUCAUUUAUAGAAAUUCAAAGACAAGAAAAUCAGAAGCUCCAGCAAAAGAACAUUCAGUUGUACGACACACCUUAUGAACCUGAAGGCAGUGGAGUAGAUUCAGACUCUGAGAGUAUAGUUAAUCAACGCUUGCGGGAAAGCAGGUUGCCACAAGAUGAUGAUAGGCCUGCAGAUGAAUACGACCAGCCUUGGGAAUGGAACAAAGUGACUAUUCCAGCCUUAGCAGCCCAGCUUAGUGAUAAUGAGAAAAGGACAUCUCCCUCGCCUUCCCGUGACAGACGUCGACAGCUAAGGCCACCAGGAGGUAGCUUCAAGCCAGUCAAACAUGGGAGCCCAGAGUUCUGUGGGAUCUUGGGUGAAAGAGUAGAUCCAACUAUUCCACUACAAAAGCAAAUAUGGUAUCAUGGAGCAAUAAACCGAACAGAUUCAGAAAACCUCUUAAGGCUGUGUAAAGAAUGCAGCUACCUGGUACGAAACAGUCAGACAAGCAAGCACGACUACUCCCUUUCACUCAAGAGCAGCCAAGGUUUCAUGCAUAUGAAAUUAACCAGAACCAAAGAGAAGUACAUCCUGGGUCAAAACAGCCCACCUUUUGACAGUGUGCCGGAAGUCAUUCACUAUUACACAACACGGAAGCUGCCUAUUAAAGGAGCAGAACACUUGUCACUUUUAUACCCAGUGGCUGUGCGGACAUUAUAAGCAUCUAGCUUGAACCCACUUCCUAUUGUGUGAAUCCAUGUCAGGAUCAAGAUGUACAAUUUAUGUUCGCAGAAACACUGUUCGGCAGAAUCGCAGCACAGCUUUCCAGCCUUGAUGCUUCCUUGGAGACUUCUUAUGCUAGGAUUGUUUGUGCCCUCUAGAUGUUUAAAACACUGUGUAUCUGUUGUUCACUGUUGCACUACUGCAUGUCUUGACAAUUGCAUCUUCAUUGCAAAGGAAAUGAUUCUGAGGUGCAGCCAUCUUUUUAAAUCCUGUGCACCAGUUCCUUCAUGAAUAAAAGUCAUCUCACCUGGGAAAUUGGAACAUGCAAAACCUGCCCUCUGUUUACUUAAGCUGCUUUAAAACUGUAUGCCCUACUUGUCAUGAAUUUACUGAUAUCCAGAGUUUGAAUUACUAUUUUACUUAUGCCAUCAGUGUUCUUUUUGUCAUGGUACAACCUGACUGCUCCAUUUCUCAGACUUUUUAUCAGCAUGGUGAUGAUUUCUUCCCAGCAGGUUCCUACCAAGGUUUUCAACAACUUUUUUUACACAAAAUGUUUGUGCCAUUUCCUCAUAUUUCCCUUGGUAAUAGAGGUGUACAUCUCUUUUGAGAAAACUAGAAUGGGAUAUUACUUAUUUCAGUGACUUCACUGGUUUUGUUGUGUUGUAGCAUACAACUCCACAAAAGUAGAGCCUUCAGGUUUACUUACUUUUAGUUUGUUAAUUCUGAAGUCAUUCAAAACUAAUGAUUUAACUUAUUUGACUCCAUGUGUCAUUCUGGCCUGUAUUUUAACUCCAUCAUUGUUGACCAGUUGGUGAAAGAUGCAGAGAUUCUAGUUUGUGGUAUAAAUUUGUGUUCAGUUAUUUAUGAAAAAGUUAAUGUAAAUAAAACAAUGGUUUAAUAUAUAUUUUUCCCUUUUUGGUACAGUAAUAUAAUUUUAAGGGUGAUGUGCUUAGUGUAGUUGACUGUUUAAAAGCCUGUAAUAAAUUUCAGAAACUGUCAUUUUUUUCCAGAGAGGAGUCUUAUUCCAAAGGUUUAUCUGGUUCUGAUAACGCAUAUGAAACGUAAGACUCAUCCUUUCUAUGUUAUUCAACAUGUUUACUGCAGGACAGCAAUCAAAAAAAAAAAAAAACAUUCAGUUGACUGUAUUACAUUUCGGUUUUUAUAACCCCUUUCAUAUAUGUUUGGUCAUCAAAGUCUAAGAUUGAGAUUACAUAUAGUUAGGAUUAUUUGUAAGCACUGAUAUACAUUAGGUUGAGCUAAUCAAUUUUAGAUAGUUUUAUCUUCUUGUAUAGCAUUGUUGAUUGAAAAUACAACCAUUUUCUGAGCAUGAGUAACAUUUUCCUCACACCUCUUAUAUGAUGUACCUGCUUUCAGAAAUGUUUCUUUGCAAACAAAUUUAAACGUGAAAAAAAAUGAUUGCUAGGCUGUGUCCGUAUGUAUUUUGAGACAGAUCCUUCUGUGGUAUUUAAGUUUCUAAAGAUGGUGGCUUUACAUUAAGCUUCGUAACUAGCUGCCAAUUUGUCUUGCGCUUCAGUGAAAAGUAUUAUAAACAUGUAGAUUAAAUUGCUGUCUCUCUUUAAAAAAAAUGUGCUGUAGUUAUGCAAGCUAACUUGCCUAACUGAAUUAAAUGAGUUGACCUCGGU